AGUAUCGUUCAUCCCGAAGUACCAAUCCCCUUUCUCUUGCUUUCUCUGUCGAGCUUUGCGGUGGCGCUGCCCUCGAUUUGAUGAUGUCGUAGGCUCGUAGCCAAAUUGCUAGAGCUGCCCUCGAUUUGAUGAUGUCGUAGGCUCGUAGCCAAAUUGCUAGAGCUGCCCUCGAUUUGAUGAUGUCGUAGGCUCGUAGCCAAAUUGCUAGAGCUGCCCUCGAUUUGAUGAUGUCGUAGGCUCGUAGCCAAAUUGCUAGAGCUGCCCUCGAUUUGAUGAUGUCGUAGGCUCGUAGCCAAAUUGCUAGAGCUGCCCUCGAUUUGAUGAUGUCGUAGGCUCGUAGCCAAAUUGCUAGAGCUGCCCUGUAAUUGGCUCCGCUCCGCCGGCACCCCAGAGUUGCCUCCACAAAGCCUGCCGCGCCAUCCCGUCGCCUAAUCCGAGCAGGACGGGAAAGGUCCGUGCUAGCUGGAGUGAAAGGCGCUGGAGAAGUCAGGGCAAGCCGACGGUUAGGAUUCACGGCCUGCAGCCUUCGGUCGAAGCAAAGCGGCCACACAACCGGUGCCGGUGGGGCUGCGCAGCGCCAGAAGCUAAGGAUCUGUUCCAUCAGCGGCGGUCGGACGAAGGCGGCAGAGCACCUGGCGGUGCAGCGGAACACCGGAUGCAGCUUGAUCCAGCACAGUUGCAUGCAUCCUUGCGGCGGUAACGGCGACUCCUUUCAUCUUGCCGCCGAUGGGCCGAAUGUUGGAAGAGAGUCGGCGUGACCACAACUGUCUCGCGAGCCGGGAUUGCCACAGCACCACCAGUCGUAUGGGGUGAGCAAGGGAAGAUUUUAUGGUACACGUCCCGUCCUGUUUCACUUCCUUCUCCAUCUUGUGCUUGAUUUAGCUUCGGUGUUGGCCCAGAAUGCAUUGCAUUGAAAUAUCUUUAGCAAUUUCUGGAUGCCAAGCUGCAGCUGCCGUUUGGUUGUGGGAAUCCUUUUACCUUGCAUGAUUUGGUUACUUCUUAGUACCCACCGACUAACAAAGAAGGUAAUGUUGGGUUGUCAGAUUUGGCUAUCUUUACUGUAUUAGUACGAUACCAUAACUUGUUAAGGCUAAGGUCAUGAGCUUGUGGCUGUCUGCUAUCACAGAAAGAUUUGAUGGAGUUGAUUUAUGUUCGUAUAUUAUUUAUUUAGAAGCUGAGAAAGGAAGUUCGUAAUAAAACCAAAAUACAAUCUAAAAUGGUGCAUGUUAAUUAUCUUAUCUGGUUGAUAAACUAUUGUCCACAAUUUUGCAUUCUGGAGUAUAUAUGCAUGCAGAUGUGGACAGGUAGUUAAGUAAUCAUGUUCAUAUUCUAAAUUCAUAGUUAUUACAUCUAUCAUAGGUCAACUUUCUUUGCCUAACUUUUUUCUAAAUUAAUUGUAGCGGCUGUUGAAGUUAUUUAUAUAAGUUAGGUACUAUUUUAUUUUACGAAACAUAGCUAACCCUGCCCCAUAAGGGAAUUUUCUUUUAUUAUCUUACCAAUUUUGUUUACAUGUUGUAGCUAUGCAAGUGCAGUUGGCACACUGAGUUGCAGGUGUGCCUUCUGUGAUUUAAGGCAGUAAUUCAGAAGAAUUCAGAAGAAAACUAAGAAGAAACUAUAGGCCCUAAGAUGAAUUGGAAAGAAGCGAAAAAUGGAAAAUUAAGCUACAGGAGCACUCAUGGACACAGGGAGGAGCACUGUUUAGUGGCAAAUGAAAAGAAGGCAAGCGUCAGCAGGCAUAGAUUGACUCGUCAGUGGCUGCCAAACGAAACCAGAGGUUCUUCCUCGCGGAGCCGCCCGUCGCUCCCCUCCCCCUACCCGGCAUCCCCCGCCGCUGCCAUGGCUGGCCUCCCCGACGACUCCGCCCGGCAAAGCCAGGCUCACGGGCGCGGCUCGGAGCCCCUUUCGUUCCCUUCUCAGCCGCCGGACAUCAGGAACUGGUUCUCGAGUUACAAGUACGAGUCGCCGGAGGUCCCCGAGCUGGAUGCAGUUCUUGGUGGCAACGACGGCAGCGAGACCCAAGACCCAUUAGAGAAUCGGCUACCUGCGCAUUCACUUCUGAAAGACACCAGUCAAGAUGACGGCACUGCUUUGAAGGGGGGUUGUUUUGGGAGCCGAUCUGAGCAUGGUGAGGUUUCUGCUACAAGAGAUAUCCUUCAGCUUGGUAGGAGCACAGUGGAACAGGGCACAAAAAGGAAGCGAAGCCUACGGGAGUUGUUUGGGGCAGGUUUUCUGGAUGACCGUGAUGAAGCUGCUCAAACUGAAAAUGCAGGGGUGUCAGUUUUGCACAGAAGUGCGGUGGAUCAUAUGUGCAAUUUCAACUGGAUCGGCUUACAGAAUAGACAGCACAGCCACGGCGGCGCAGCUGAACACAACGAGCUGCUGGUGGAUAGCGAUAGCACCAUCAUUGCUGAAACUCAAGAAAACCCCAGAGGAGGUCAGGAGACCGACCAUCGUAAAUGGCCAGUUAAUUGUGGUGGUACUUUGAACUGGGUAGGCUUACGAGAUAGAAAGCGCAACUACGAAGGCGCAGUUGAACACAGCGAGCUGCUGGCGGAUAGUGACAGCACCAUCAUAGCUGAAACUCAAGGAAACCCCCAAGCAGGUCAGGAGACGGACCACAACAAUGUGCGAGUUAAUUGUGCUGUUAACUUCAACUGGAUAGGCUUGCAAAAUACAACGCGCAACUUUGAAGGUGCAGUUGGAGACAGCGAGCUGCUGGCGGAUAGUGACAGAACCAUCAUAGCUGAAACUCAAGAAAAUUUCCAAGCAGGUCAGGAGAUGGACCAAAACAAAGGGCGAGUUAAUUGUGCUGUUAACUUCAACUGGAUAGGCUUAAGAAAUAGAACUCACAACUUUGAAGGUGCCGUUGAACACAGCGAGCUGCUGGCGGAUAGUGACGGCACUAUUAUAGCUGAAACUCAAGAAACCUCCCCAGGUGGUCAGGUGAGCAACCACAGCAAACGCCUAGUUAAUUUUGGUGGUACUAGUUUAGCUGAUAUUGAAGAAGGUUUCCUAGAAGAAGGUAUUGAGCACAGCAACCUGCCAGUUAAUUCUCAUAGCAAAGGACUAGCAGAUGUUGAGAAACCUAAACGAAAUCUGCGGGAUUUGUUUGGGGCAGGAUUUUUUGAUGACCCUGACAAAGCUAACGACUCUGAAACUCACCUGGAGUCUGCUGUACAGAGAAAUACAGUGCAGCCUCUGUCAAAAAGCAAUGCUGUACGCUUACCUCAUAUAAAACACGUCCAUGAAAGCACAGCCGGAUACAGCGAGUUACUGGUGAAUUGCGACGUUGUCAGUUUGGGUAAAACUCAAGAUCUCCCAGGAGGUCAGGUGAUCGAACACAAUGGACUGCCAGUUAACUGUGGUGCUACAGGUUUAUCAGCAGAUACUGAAGGUUUCCUUGAAGAUGGCAUUGAACACAGCAAACUGCCAGCUAAUUCUGAUAGUACAGGUGCAGCUGAUAUUGAGAAAACUGGCAUCAAACACCUCAUACUGCAUGCUAAUCAUAGUGGUAUCUGUUCGGCUCUCACUGAAGAAAGGUCUGGUGGAGAUGAAACCAACUGCGCAAAGUCUACUCUGAAUCAUAGGAAAGCAGAAGCAACGGUUGCAACAGAUGGUUUCAUUGCCAUCGGGAAAAAGCUGAAGUCUAUAGAGGAAUGCAGGGUAAACAAAAUCCCUAAGCCCUCAAGGGCACGAGAGAUGGUGACUUUGCAAGAGAACCGUGGAAUUUUGGGGACUCAGAAUGCUUCAGCCCGAGAUCACACAAGAAGCCCCUUAUCAGAUACGACUAAUCUUUCAGAAGUUGCAGGAGCCCCAGAACCAGAGAUCACCGGGAAAUGGAAGUGCCCUCGCAAAGGCAAGCCCUACGUUGCCCCUCCAAUGAAACAGCUGCGGUUGGAACAAUGGGUGCGCAGAACGAACUAAUAUUUUUACAUUGUUAGUUUUAUCAAGGAGACUUUGCAUCAGGGCAAAGCCUGCAGUGCUUGCCUGACCAAUUAGUUGCCAUGUUCCGCCUUUGGAGUUCGAUCAGAACCUGCCGCUAGCCUGCUACAUUCAUCUCUCGUGAUAUCUGCAGCUGACUGAAUGUAGACAAACUGAGAAACCUUGUAAUGCGUGUUUCAGUUGCCAUUUAUCU
This is a messenger RNA of Lolium rigidum, 4135 nucleotides long. RefSeq lists its product as uncharacterized. Bases 1627 to 3924 code for a protein of 765 amino acids. The record is from RefSeq and is a predicted model, not a curated record. Lineage: Eukaryota; Viridiplantae; Streptophyta; Magnoliopsida; Poales; Poaceae. The transcript has 5 exons.